Molecule: messenger RNA, 787 nt
Organism: Xyrauchen texanus (razorback sucker)
Lineage: Eukaryota; Metazoa; Chordata; Actinopteri; Cypriniformes; Catostomidae
Product: regulator of cell cycle RGCC-like
Exons: 5
Coding region: 40-354 (104 amino acids)
Biological process (GO): regulation of cell cycle
Source: RefSeq, a predicted model, not a curated record
CAUCACGUUCAUUUCACUAUUUUCAGAGAACCUCUCAAGAUGUCCACACCAAAUUGUCCAGAGUUGGAUUUAGAGCUGGGAGACUUACUUCAGGAGUUUGAUGAUGUUGUGAAGGAGUUGAGCACACCUCACCCCUAUGAACAUGUGCUGAGAGAUGUGAAGAGACGCACGGGACAGAGUGAUGGAGACGACUCCGAUUACUGCAGUGAGGCGUCACUGGUAAACAGUUUAAAUGCCAGUGAAGAGGAGCUCAACUUCGCAGGCAUGACCACGGCACCAAAAGCUAAGCCCGGGGACAACAGUGACCUACAGAGCUUCAUUGAAAACCUGGAUCGAGAGCUUGCAGAGAUGUGACAUGACAUGAUGUGAUCGGAGAGGAGAAAGUACGUGCAGCUGAACACCUGGUGAGAUGGGAUUUAACAAAUCAUAAUCUUGGCUUCCACUGAACGACAAAAUGGAUCACAAAAGGACAUUAGGCUGAAGAAAAACAGCUUGAGACUUCAAUAAGAAAAUGUACAAAUAAAUUCCACCUAAUGACAGGUCCAAGUUUACAGUGUCUUUGUAAUAUGUUAGUUAAUAUGGAGAGCACAUUCUAAGUUUUUAUGAAGAAUUAUUGUAAAAAUGGCUAUUUUCCACUCUGUUAUAUAGAAAUUGUAAAAACAUAUAUGGUUUUAUGUCUGGCAUAUUUUGUAAUAUCAAUUGUACCUUCUGAAGGAUUUUUCUUGUUCCUUUAUUAUUUUUAUUAAAAGAUUAUUUUAAUAAAAUAUUUUACAUUAAAUGUCUUUCA